GAGUAAUGAUCACUACUCGAAUUGCAGAUGUGGCCUCUUCCUCUACCAAAGAUGUUGGGGGUCAGAUCUUAACCUUAAAUCCUUUAUCUUCUGAAGAUUCUUGGACUCUAUUUUGUGCAAAAGCCUUUCAAGGUAAUGCGUGUCCUACUCAUUUAGAGGAAAUUUCAAGAGACAUCCUGAAAAGAUGUGAGGGAUUGCCUCUUGCCAUUGUUGCAAUAGGAAGCAUGUUGGCCACAAAGGACAUCAACAGGGUUGAUGAAUGGGAGAUUGUUCACCGUUCUCUGCGGGCUGAAUUACAAGACAAUACAAAACUGAAAGGCAUGCAAGCCAUACUUUCACUUAGUUUCAAUGAUUUGCCUUACCACUUGAAGCAUUGCUUCAUGUAUCUAAGUUUAUUCCCCGAGGAUUACUCAAUUAAACCCAAUGCUCUCAUUCGAUUGUGGAUUGCUGAAGGUUUCGUAGAAGAAAUUGAAGGAAGAACAUUAGAAGAAGUGGCAAAUGGUUGUUUCAACGAACUUCUUAACAGAAGCUUGGUCCAAGUGAAUGAAAGAUAUAAUGAUAGAAGAAUCAAAAGUUGUCGAGUGCACGAUAUUUUAAGGGAAACUAUGUUUCUAAAAUCGAAAGAUCAAGGCUUUGCAGCAAUAACUAAUAAAGAGAGCAGUAAAAGGCUUCCAGAAAGAGUUCGACGCCUAUCUGUGCAUGAAGGAACAAAUAUAGAUGCAUCUGGAGACAAUCAACUAUCUCAACUGCGCUCUUUUUUCUUAUUCACCAAAGAAAAAGAUGUGUGCAAUAAAUUUGUGUCUUCAUUUUCUGAUCAGGGGUCAAGACUUCUCAAGGUGUUGGAUUGUAAAUUUGCACCAAUAACCACAUUUCCAGAGGGUAUCACAAAGCUGUACCAUUUGCGAUACCUAUGUUUAAGAGAUACCGAUGUAAGUUCAAUUCCACCCUCUAUUGAGAAUCUUAAACACCUUGAAACGUUGGACCUCAAAAACACUCUUGUACGAGAGCUACCCAGUGAGAUUUUACGAUUACAGUGUUUGCAACAUGUAAUAGUUUAUGAUGUUAGAAGAUUUCCGACAUUGCAUGGCUUUAAGGCUUUAAAAGGAAUGGAAUCCCUUUCUUCCUUGAGAAAACUCAUUUUUGUUGAGGCAAAACAGGGUGAAACUGAGCCUAUGGUAUCCGUAGGAAGGCUAACACAACUGACGAGGUUAGGCAUCCUACAGCUUGGAGUUGAGCACGGAGAUGCACUAUUCUCUUCAAUUCGUGAAUUAAAGCUCCUUCGUUCAUUAACUUUGGAUUCAAGAACAGAGGAUGAAGCCCUUAGUUUCCAAUUUAAAUCCUUCUCAUCUCUUCGAUUGCUCCAGAGAUUAUAUAUAAGAGGUCGUGUGGAGAAGUCACUAGAAGGACUACAAAACCUUACAAACUUGUCUACAUUAUAUCUGAGUGGUAGUAGGUUGCAGGUAAAUCCGCUAGAGUCAUUACAAGAUUUGCCCAAUCUAGUGUCACUCUGGUUUGAUGAAAGAGCUUAUGAUGGGAAGUCACUAUAUUUUAAAGCUGGGAGUUUCUUAAUGCUCAGAGAUCUCCAUAUUUCAGAAUUGGAGAACUUAAGAAAGGUGACAGUGGAAGACAAAGCAUUGUCUCAUCUCGAACGUAUGAGUUUGAUCGAUUGCAAAUUACUGAAGAUAAUGCCAUUUGGAAUUGAAUGCCUAAGAAACCUCAAACAACUUCAAUUGAUAAAUAUGGCUGCAAAAUUGACAACAACUGUAUAUCGUGGAAGUCAACAUGUUAACUACUCAAAAGUAAUGCACAUUCCACAUGUUUUCAUUGGCCAAUGGAAUAUUGAAACGGGACAUGAUGGUUAUUGGCUUUAGAGAUUAUAGUGAGGCAGCUUCCAAGAUAUUUCUCAUAAAUUGCUUGUGUGCCAUCUAGCAACCUCGGUUGGGGCAUAAUCAAGUUGUUGAUUGAGCUUAUAAUGAUUGGGAGGCACAAGUCUUUUGAUGAUGAUGAUGAGGAGGAAGAAGAAAUUGAUUAAGAGUUUGACAUGUUGUUGAGGGAAGUUCUGUUUUUGGAGUCGAUUUUGAGAUAUCCGAAUCUGUCUUUUUUGAGAUUCACCUUACAAGAUGUGCUAAAAGUUGUUGUGAAUGGUGUUGAGGAGUACAAGAAGGAAGUGGAUAAGAUUGGAACACUUUUGCAAUCUGAAGAUGCAGAAGAGGAACAAUUGAUGUUGAGAUUCUGUAAUGUCAAAUAUCAUGUGUAGAGGUUUGUUGUAAUGAACUCUUUUGAGUUCUGAUAUUUCUUUUUGUGUUAUGCUUUAGUUUAGUUUUGGAAGUUGCUUGACAAUUCCCAGAUGGAUUUUUCAGUUGUUUCAUUUUAAUUGAUUGCUGAGUUUCUUGAUUUCUUUCUUGUUCUGCUUUUUCUUUCUUUGGUUUGUGUUAAGGUAAAUUAUUUGACCUUACUUAUGUUACAUGCAAUUCUAGUCUUUUUUUUUUUGUUUUUUUUCCAUAUAUAAUAUAUAUUGAUAUUCUAAGUAAACAGAUUUUUCAUUACUUUGGUAAA
This is a messenger RNA of Humulus lupulus (European hop), 2556 nucleotides long. RefSeq names its product disease resistance protein RPM1-like. Gene Ontology annotation, biological process: defense response to other organism. The transcript has 2 exons. Lineage: Eukaryota; Viridiplantae; Streptophyta; Magnoliopsida; Rosales; Cannabaceae. Gene Ontology annotation, molecular function: ADP binding. The record is from RefSeq and is a predicted model, not a curated record. Bases 6 to 1871 code for a protein of 621 amino acids.